UGGAGUGAACGGAGGCGAGUGAUAAAAGACGAAGCUUUACGUCGUCUGAGAAUUUCUGCGAUAGGAAGCUAAGGGGAAAAUUCAGUAGGGGAAGAGCCGAAGAUGACGGUGGCGGCUUUCGGGCAGUUGAAUCUGGAGGAGCCUCCACCGGUUUGGGGAUCUCGCAGUGUCGAUUGCUUCGAGAAACUCGAGCAGAUUGGUGAAGGAACUUACGGUCAAGUGUACAUGGCCAGAGAAAUCAAAACCGGAGAAAUCGUGGCUCUGAAAAAGAUCCGUAUGGACAAUGAAAGAGAAGGGUUUCCUAUAACAGCUAUCCGGGAGAUAAAAAUUCUUAAGAAGCUUCAUCAUGAAAAUGUCAUCAAGCUGAAAGAGAUUGUGACUUCCCCAGGUCGGGACAGAGAUGAGCAAGGGAAGCCAGAUAACAACAAAUACAAAGGUGGGAUUUACAUGGUUUUUGAGUACAUGGAUCAUGAUUUGACCGGACUUGCUGAUCGUCCUGGACUGAGAUUUACAGUUCCUCAGAUCAAGUGUUACAUGAAGCAACUGCUCACUGGGCUUCAUUAUUGUCACGUCAAUCAAGUUCUUCACCGUGAUAUUAAAGGUUCAAACCUUCUUAUUGACAAUGAGGGAAAUUUAAAACUUGCUGAUUUUGGGCUUGCACGAUCAUUUUCUCAUGAUCAUACUGGAAACCUUACAAACCGUGUCAUCACUUUGUGGUAUAGACCCCCUGAAUUGCUGCUUGGUGCUACUAAGUAUGGCCCGGCCAUUGACAUGUGGUCAGUAGGUUGCAUCUUUGCCGAACUUCUGCAUGGGAAACCCAUCUUGCCUGGGAAAAAUGAGCAUGAACAACUAAACAAGAUUUUUGAGCUAUGUGGAUCACCUGAUGAGAAUAUUUGGCCUGGGGUUUCCAAGAUGCCGUGGUAUAACAAUUUUAAACCAGCACGGCCCUUGAAACGCCGUGUAAGGGAGGUUUUCAGACACUUUGAUCGACAUGCCCUUGAGCUAUUGGAGAAAAUGUUGGUGCUUGAUGCAUCUCAGAGAAUAUCAGCAAAAGAUGCUCUUGAUGCCGAGUACUUUUGGACCGAUCCACUUCCAUGUGAUCCAAAAAGUCUACCCGCAUAUGAAUCAUCCCACGAGUUCCAGACGAAGAAAAAACGGCAGCAGCAGCGCCAAAACGAGGAAGCGGCAAAAAGGCAGAAAUUGCAGCAUCCACAGCAGCAGCAGCAUAGGUUGCCGCCUAUGCAACACGGUGGUGGCGGCCAAUCUCACCAGCAGCCUCAACACUGGCCGGGUGGUCCUAACCAUCCUAUUCCACAAGUAAUAGCCGGAGGAGGGCCAAGCCACCACUACUAUGGAAAGCCACGUGGUCCACCCGGUCCAAACCGUUACCCGCCUAGUGGAAGCCAAGGCGGGGUUUAUAAUCAGAACCGUGGGGGUUACAGCAGCGGAUCGUACCCUCCACAAGGGCGAGGGGCUCCAUAUGGUGCAGGAUCAGGACCAGGACCCAGAGGGCCUAGCGGUGGGUAUGUGGGACCGCCCCCCAACUAUCAGCAAGGGGGACAGUACGGAGGGUCCUCUGGUUCAGGAAGAGGUCAGAACUCUAUGGCGGGUGGCGGUAGAAACCAGCAAUAUGGAUGGCUGCAGUAAGAGAUGAUGAUGAAACCAUAUUAGGACAUAUCAUAUCGUCUUCCCACUUUGGAGCAACUGUGAUUCUGUAAUAAGAAUACGACAAUCUCCUCAAAUGUUAGAAACUUUGAGCUUUGUUUGUUUUUCCUUAACUAGUCCCUGAUACCAUUGUUAGUUGAAUCUCUGUUUUGAAUGUA
Messenger RNA from Tarenaya hassleriana, 1823 nucleotides. RefSeq names its product cyclin-dependent kinase C-1-like. The record is from RefSeq and is a predicted model, not a curated record. Lineage: Eukaryota; Viridiplantae; Streptophyta; Magnoliopsida; Brassicales; Cleomaceae. Gene Ontology annotation, cellular component: cyclin-dependent protein kinase holoenzyme complex; nucleus. Gene Ontology annotation, biological process: protein phosphorylation; positive regulation of transcription elongation by RNA polymerase II. Gene Ontology annotation, molecular function: cyclin-dependent protein serine/threonine kinase activity; RNA polymerase II CTD heptapeptide repeat kinase activity; ATP binding.